AUGGCUCGCAUCACAGGACAAACAUGGAAAGAGUGGGGAUGCUUCGCAGCUUUACUCGUCUCAAUGCACUACGCUUAUUAUACCAUUCAAAACAAUCCAUCUCUGGUUGCUCCUCAUGAAAGGCAAGAACUGUUUUAUAUUCGAUGGGUUAAAGAGCAGUUUCCUGCUCUAAAAUCAUACGGAGUACAGGAAGAAGGCAAGGAUUUGUUGAAAAGAUUAGAAGAGGAGAAGAAGUCUCAUUAA
Auanema sp. JU1783 is the source of this 243-nucleotide messenger RNA. NCBI's taxonomy places the organism in Eukaryota, Metazoa, Nematoda, Chromadorea, Rhabditida, Rhabditidae. The record is from the annotation of a GenBank genome assembly.